UUAUUUAUCCAUUAAUAUUAUGUGGUGCACUAUGGAAUUUGCUGCUUUCACUGAGGAAGUUGACCCAUAAUUUACUGGAUUUUGCAACAAAUAUCACCAUGGAUUGGCUAAUGGGGAAAGCAGGCCGUAGCAAAGAAAAAAGCAAGCCAGCCCCGAGUCCGACGGAAGAACCCAAGCUGUACCUGGAUGCGCAAAACGUGAAGGCCAAUAUCAUUGAGUUUGACAUACGAGAGAUAGUAAGGUUACCCCACGGACUUGAUCAAAAUGAAUGGCUCUGUACAAAAACCCUCUCUUUCUUCAACAAUGUGAAUCUACUAUAUGGUGUGUUAGCAGGACAGUUCUGCACCAAUGAUACAUGCCAGAGUAUGAUGGCUCCCGGCAAUGUAAUAUACCAAUGGCAUGAUGACAAGGGGAAGAAGAUGAAAUGCUCAGCGCCUCAGUACAUUGAGUUUGCCAUGGUGAAUGCGCAGAAACAUAUAGAUGACGAGACUAUAUUCCCUACCAAAUAUGGUAAAGUCUUCCCUUCUGAUUUUGAGUCUGUGAUCCAGCGUAUCCUGCGGCUCAUGUUCCAGGUGCUGGAGCACAUCUACUUUGCGCACUAUGAGCAGAUGACGAGGCUAGACCUCCACCACCACCUCAACACCAUCUUCACCCACAUGGUGCUCUACGCGCAGGAGUUCAAGCUCCUGGAACAGAAGGAGAUCUCCGGGUCCCUCGAAGACCUCAAGGAAGCGCUCCACAUCAGCCUCUCCCUCUCCUCCUCCUCCAAUCCAGCCUCCUCCACCUCCUCGUCGACAUCCUCAUCGACGACCAUGACAACGGCGUCCAAUUCACAGUCGUCGUCGUCGAACUUGAACACGAAUCCAUGACGAAGAUGACGAUUCAUAGGGUGUAAGGGGUGAUUUGUUGUUCGUUGGGGAGGAUGUCUCUUAUGUGGUUUAGCGCUUACUUGGCGAGAGUCACCGUGCCAGCUAGCCAAGUUUAUAGUAUAUUGAAUAAUUUUUUACCCGAGAGGCCUCGUCUGCGUCAGUGCUGUUCUUUCUGAGGGUCUUGCAACUUUUGUUAUCCCAGCAGUCGCCAGGUACCCAUCUACACCUGGGUGGAGAGUGGCAGUUGUGGAUUGAUGUCUUGCCAUUAGACGUGAGUGCCGGCGGCCCCUGAUUGGAAUGCUCAACCUUAGGGUUGAGAGCCAAGUGAAGGAA
Molecule: messenger RNA, 1202 nt
Organism: Strongylocentrotus purpuratus (purple sea urchin)
Lineage: Eukaryota; Metazoa; Echinodermata; Echinoidea; Camarodonta; Strongylocentrotidae
Gene: mob2
Product: MOB kinase activator 2
Exons: 5
Coding region: 99-869 (256 amino acids)
Biological process (GO): signal transduction; positive regulation of protein phosphorylation
Cellular component (GO): nucleus; cytoplasm
Molecular function (GO): protein kinase activator activity
Source: RefSeq, a predicted model, not a curated record